GUGGAAUGCUUUCUAUCGCAAUCCAUCAAAAUCAUCAAUAAUCUGUCGCCUACCGAUCACCUGGCAACAACGAAACUUGACAGACUCGUCCUCAGUUAAUCUCACCCAUCUAACCUCGGGCUGGAAACUGUCUUUUGCUGCCAUUUGUCCCGAGAAUUGGUCGCAAUCCACUCCAUCAUCGACAUCAAUAACCCAUCCCUAUAUACACCAAUAAAUAUCUCCUUUGAGCAAUCUGCCAAAAUGGCGGAUCCCGUUCAAGUCAAGGAUGAGUUCCCGGAGGAAACAUUCAUGGAUGAGAUAGCGGAGGAUGAGUCGGGCGAUCUGGAGUUCUACGACAAGAGCGCGAUGGACCCAAACUACGACAACAUGUACCUCGCCAGAGUACCUCACUACGUUUGGGAGGCUUGGGCAGAACUCCCCGACGAUGCCAACAUACAGGUCGGAAAGAUCCGGCAGUGGUAUGAGCCUGAUGCAAAGGGAGAGCAGCACAUAAAACUUCGCAUGCUUCUUGACAAUGGCAUCGGGGCGCACCAGAUGAUACCAAAGGAGUAUGACCUGAGGAUAACAGAAAUGACGGUCAAAGAUACCUUUAUCUUUUCGGAAGAGGAUCUUCCCGAAUACAAGGAGAAGAACCGUGCCCGUCGGGAGGCUGCCGCUGCAGGAAUCCCUGCCCAUUUGCUUCGCAACACCGCUUUGGACAAUACCAGCAAUAAUAACAGCAACAGCGGUUCCGGUGGCAGCAGUGGUGCUGGGCGUGGCAACACGGAGAAUAACGAGAAGCCACAGAAGUCCGGCUAUGGUAAAGGACGAAAGGGCCCGAGGAAAGAAUUCUACCGUAAAGCGGUACCAAAGAAAACCAAAAUCGCAGGACGUAUCAAGCACGAGUUGAAUAGCAUCCCUGUGGAUAAUCCUGAAACGGAUCAUUUGUUGGCUCUCAGAGCACUUGAGGCCGCGAAGCCCAAGGCCAAGGUUGCCUUCCAAGACGAGACCAACAUCUCCCAAAACAGCAUCAACCGUGCGACGGACUUUACCACAUCGCGGAAAUACCAGAGCUUCAUUACCGCAAAUGCGGCUCCACCGCCAGUCGUUACGAAACAGAAGAAGACGGAGCUCAAGGCAGCGCGUAUCCCCGAGAACGAGCUGUUGGAUCAAAUCUUCCAGCUCUUCCGCAAGUUCAGUUACUAUCACAUGAAGACUCUCAGGGUCGAACUUCGACAGCCCGAGGCAUACCUGAGGCAAACUCUGGAAAAAGUCGCCGUGCUGCACAAGUCAGGCAACCUUACGAAUACCUGGGGGUUGACGGACGACGCCAAACGAUCCAACGGCAUCUCUCUCGAUGGCCCAGCCACGGUUGCUCCUACAGUGGAGGGCGACCUGAAAGACGACGAUGACGAAGAGGAUAUCAAGAUGGAGGACGUUCCGUAGUGGGAUUUGUUCACGCCUGAACUUAUUUGCAGCGAAAUCAUGGAUAGUCAUUUUUAACCAGGGUUGGGAGCGCUUGUAUUUUUAUGUAAAACUGCUGUCGCACUUGAUUCUUACUGCACGAGAGAGACAGACUGGAGUAGGAUGAAUAGCGUAUCAUUUUCCCAAGAUAUGAUCAUUGAUGAUUUGCUCUGCCCGCUGACCUUGCUAAGAGGUUGUUGACGCUAGCCUGGUGGUAUGGUAUCAGAAUAAGGUACAGUCGACAAAUUGAGUAAAUGUUGAUAUUCAAUCUUACACUACAAAAUUAAUGCAUCCUUUCAACA
Messenger RNA from Pyricularia oryzae 70-15, 1745 nucleotides. RefSeq lists its product as uncharacterized. Bases 241 to 1425 code for a protein of 394 amino acids. Gene Ontology annotation, cellular component: transcription factor TFIIF complex. The transcript has 4 exons. Lineage: Eukaryota; Fungi; Ascomycota; Sordariomycetes; Magnaporthales; Pyriculariaceae. Gene Ontology annotation, biological process: transcription by RNA polymerase II; transcription initiation at RNA polymerase II promoter. The record is from RefSeq and is a predicted model, not a curated record.